Molecule: messenger RNA, 1734 nt
Organism: Pochonia chlamydosporia 170
Lineage: Eukaryota; Fungi; Ascomycota; Sordariomycetes; Hypocreales; Clavicipitaceae
Product: HET domain protein
Exons: 1
Coding region: 1-1734 (577 amino acids)
Source: RefSeq, a predicted model, not a curated record
AUGUGGCUCAUUAAUACGACAGACUUGUCCAUCCAAUUCUUUCAAGGCGAAACUACUCCUGCAUACGCCAUCCUCUCACACACAUGGGAAGCCGACGAGGUGUCGUUUCAAGAGUUUCGACAACUGAGCGACGACAGACACUCACCACACGACAAAAUCUUGAGAAAACAGGGCUACCGCAAAAUUGCCGCGGCCUGCAACCGGGCGCGUAAAGAUGGACAUCUCUACGUAUGGGUCGACACAUGUUGCAUCGAUAAAACAAGCAGCGCAGAGCUUACCGAGGCGAUCAACUCCAUGUUCCGCUGGUACAAGGAAUCGCAGGUCUGUUACGCAUAUCUAAGCGACGUCACCGUUGAUGCAGAAGAACUUGCAUCUUCAAGCCAGAAAUUGGAGGAAUGUCUUAGUCAAUGUCGAUGGUUUACUCGCGGCUGGUGUUUGCAGGAACUUCUCGCACCACAGAAAAUCCGAUUCUUCAACCGGCAAUGGCAAGAGUUUGCGACCAAGAAUACACUGAGCAUGUACAUAUCGAAACUUACUGCUAUUCCUGAAUCAGUUCUCGUCACACCGCCUAGAUGUGAUAUCCACGAUUUCCCAAUAGCACGUCGCAUAUCAUGGAUUGCAAAACGUCAGACUACAAGAGUCGAGGACAUGUCAUACAGCCUACUGGGUAUUUUGGACAUUAACAUGCCAAUGCUAUAUGGCGAAGGACACAUGGCCUUUCGACGGCUCCAGGAAGAGAUUAUUAGAAAGUACAACGACAUGUCAAUCUUUGCUUGGACUGAAGAGCCGACAGCAUCCCCUUACAUGCGUGUUUUAGCUCCUUCGCCAUCUUGUUUCAGAGCAGGUCCUAUCCGAGACGACAAUGCUAGAAACGACUCUGUCAGUCAACUCGGUGACAGGCUAAGGACUCAAUUCUCAAUCACAAACCAAGGAGUAUAUUUCCCCAACGCGACGAUAUACUCGCAAAACGCAGUCCGAGGUCACCGGUACCACUACGUCAUGAUUUUGAAUUACCGAGACCCCUCUUUCCGCGGCAUCAUAGACAAGGACUGGUACAUUGUCCUGCAAAAAGUUGGACCAGGCUUAUUUGUUCGUUUGCGCGAUACUAUUGACCGUCUGAAAGCCUUCCGCGGCAGACCGCUUCACGACCCGUGCCACGAACCAGUUUGCAUCAUCAACAACCUCUCCGAUUCGAUGACCAAACAGCUUUCCAUGUGGGAGCGUCACGCUGUGCGACUACGCUGGAAGCCAUGGGAGAAAUCGGGGCGCAAGUACUGGCACAUCCGGGCGACUGAACCUAGGGCUAACUGGGACCUUAUCGGGGGUCAGUUUCUUGUUGAGAUGGCCUCCGAGCGGUACAUGCACAUCGAAUUCGUGCCGGGAAACUAUAAAUCGAAUCCGAAUUUCGAGUAUUUCGUGCUGGUUAUACAAGUUGGCGAUGAUGGGGGAAGGGACCCGAGUAGGAUAUCAGUACGGAUUGUGGACAGUAAGAUUUGGCCGGGAGUCAAUGCCACGCCUUUCCAGUUUGCAUCGAAAGAAGCAUUGGCUCUUCAAGCGAUUCCGCCGAAGGAAAUGGGAGACAGUCGACCAGAAUGGAUAUCGAUGGUGGGAUAUGAGAUGACGGUGUCGGUGCAACAGGUCAACCAGUGGAAUGACGUGCCCUAUCAUCUUGUACAUAUAGAUUGGCGGGAGAGCAAACCUGACCGGCGGUCCAGCAGGCCAAUGCCCAUGUAG